AGAUAGAGCGGAAGCUGCGUCCGCACGUGUUUGUGUAACACUUUAAGAGAUCAAUUCAGUGCCCUUUGAUGCAGUGACAGCACUGGUUCCAUGGCGGGACGUCUGAAGAAGCAGUUAAAAGACGCAGUGAAGGUCAUCAGCUCAGGUAGCCUUCUGUUUGCCUCCUACCUCACUGCGGUUGGAGAUGAGCGUUUCUAUGCCAACCAGGUGAUGCCCCUGCUGCAGAGGAUUGUCGGGGCCGAGACGGCACAUGUCUUGGCAGUGAAGAUGAUUGGUCUGGGUCUGGUUCCUCUGAACCGCUACCGGGACCCUGCAUCAUUGGAAGUGAAUGUCCUGGGAUUAAAGUUCAAAAACCCUAUUGGGAUUGCGGCAGGCUUUGACAAGCACGGUGAGGCCGUAGACGGAUUGUACAAACUGGGUUUUGGCUUUGUUGAAGUGGGCACAAUCACUCCCAAACCUCAGGAGGGGAACCCCAAACCACGAGUGUUUCGACUCACUACAGAUCAGGCAAUCAUUAACAGAUAUGGAUUCAACAGCUGUGGUCUGGCAGAAGCACAACAGAGGCUGAAGGCCAGAGGAUUCACACAGCAACAGCAAAGUAAAGCUGGCCUUCCCCUGGGCAUCAACCUGGGGAAGAACAAGCUGUCCCAGGACGCACGAGCAGAUUACCUGGAAGGGGUGAGAGAGCUGGGCCCGCUGGCUGACUACCUGGUGGUCAACGUCAGCAGUCCUAAUACACCAGGUCUGCGGGACCUACAGGGGAAGGCUGAGCUCCAUCAGCUUUUACAAAUGGUGCUGAAGGAGCGUGAUGCCCUGCAGGGAGAAUGCAAACCUCCAGUCCUGGUAAAGAUCGCCCCUGACCUCACUGCACAGGACAAACAAGACAUUGCUGAUGUUGUCACUGAGCUGAGAGUGGAUGGUUUAAUGGUGUCUAACACCACGGUGUCCAGACCAGAGACCCUUCAGGAUCUGCUCAAAUGUGAGGUCGGUGGGCUAAGUGGCCAGCCUCUCAAGGACCUCUCUACUAACACUGUGAGAGAGAUGUACAGCCUCACCAAAGGUAAAAUACCAAUUGUUGGAAUUGGAGGUGUGGCCAGUGGGCAGGAUGCUUUGGAUAAGAUCCGUGCCGGUGCAUCACUUGUUCAGCUUUACACAGCUUUGACCUAUCAGGGCCCACCUGUAGUGACGAAGAUAAAGCGAGAACUGGAACAACUUCUUAAAGAACAAGGUUUCAGCAGCGUAUCAGAGGCAGUCGGAGCAGAUCACAGGGAGCAGAUGGGUCAAAUCAAAACCUGAGCCUGCUGAAAGAGACACUAUACGUUAACACAGACGCAGCACCUUCAGCUCCCAUCCUCUUCAACUAGGCUACAUAAUCCUCCACGUUUCCUGAACUGCGAUGGGUGAUGAGGAUUUGUGUUUGUUUGUCCGUCCGCCUUGAUUUCCGAGAUGAGAUAUGGUCUCAACUGAUCUUUGAAACCAUAUUUUUAAGUAUUUGUGCAUAUGCUGCACAAAACAAAUUCAUAGCUUCUCACGUUCUGCUUGAACAUGACGGUGAAGCGACUAAUGAUAACUCUUUGAUGUUGUAUGGCCACAUUAACAAGCUGAAGUUUGUAACUUCAGACGCUCAUCUUUUGUUGUUACAGUGUAGCAACAGUAAAUGAAUCUCAAGUACCAACACCAAAGUGCUUGAACUUCUUCUACACGAAAUAUUCCGUAGUACUGUAAAGUAAUGUAAAGAAAAUAAUCUAAUGUCUUAUGGAUAAAAUAAUGAAACAUCCAUCCAUCCAAAGAACUAACAGCUCUAAUGUUGGCUGGGAUUUAGGCGAAGACACAGUAUUUGUUUUGCUCUGUGCUUUCAUAGAGGAUCUGCACUGCGAGUCCUAUCCCCAACAGCUGAGAUACACUACAAUUCCAAAAUAAAAGUCCGAUGUUUUUCUUAUUUGCUUACAUGUUCAUAUAAAGUUUGAUUGAGCUUUCUCCAAAACAAGAGCCACAUGGUGCACCAUAUGUAGAUAGAUAUGAACCAUUUGCAGGUGUCACAUAAUUUCUUUUGGGACUUACUGACAUCAUAAGCUGAUCAUGUAGAAAGCUACCUAGUGUGGACAUGAACUCAGUUUUACGUAUAUAAAAGAUAUUUAUUCUUGUGUGAGAGAGCCACAGGUUGACACACACUACUUUUUAAGCAGGAUUUACAGCAGAAAAAAUACAUUUUGGUGCUUUUUACAGGGUCUUGUGACAAAACCUUUGACAUACUGGAGCCUUGAUUUUUAGUGUCUGUAUGAUACUGAAUUAAAACAAUGUUUUUUUUAAAAAAAAUCAUCAAAUCUGCUGGGAUUAUUCAUGGACACCAGAGGGUGAACCAUACUGCCUGUGGUGACUGCUCGAUCUACUAUGUUGCCACCUUCAGAGCAAAACUUUUCCUUGUACGUUGACAAAUCUCUUCGUCUGUCAGUCAGAUGAGCAAACACGUUACUCCUCACUUGAAGAAUCUAUUUUCACAAUUUUUUUUUCUGUUAUGUUGGUGAACCGGUGAGAUAAUUUUGGCAGAUUUUAUUAGUUUAUUGUCUAUCAAAAAGAAGACUUUUCAAAUAGAUGCAUCACUGCGUUGCGUUUUAGUCAGGUUGGUUGUUUGAAACAUCCUCUUUUUGUUUUUAUUUUUUUCCUGUGGCAAAAGACUGUGAAACAAUAGUGAAAGAAACACACGUUUAGGGAGAUUACAUUCACGUUCUGUCCAUUUUCUCUUUGUGUUACACACUGAUUAGGUUUGGGAUUAGGUCCUGUGGGUUGUGAGGACUGCCAUCAGGCAAUGGUGUUACCAUUGUCUGCAGUGGUGUUCAGGUGGGUAUGGCACACAUUACAAUGUGAAGAGAUGGUCAGUGUUAUUCACGCCACCAGUGAGCAGUUUCAACAUUCUGAGGGAGCAGUGUUAAAAUAAUGUGUUUGUGAUGAAUAUGAAUGUACUUGUAGUAUACUUGAUCUCAGCAAACACAUUUGUCUUCCUGUAUACAUGUGGAGAACAGCACGUGUUAAGGUGAAUCACUCAGUCUGGUAAAUUUGCUUCGAAGUACAACUAAAUAAAUAAUAAUAAUAUAUGAAAAAGCACAAGAACUGCAGUACUCAGUGCUUCGAACAAAUAUAAUCAUUUUCCACAGUCCCUCUGCAGAGAAACAACUUCUGCCUCACAGAGUAAAGUCAACUUAUUCUGUCUAAUCAUUUGUAGCAGUAGCAGUGGAGGUCUGAUGAUUUAAAGAGAUUUUUAGCCUUGAAAUAACUGAGAUGACUUUGCUAUGUUCCCUGCAGCAAUAGCGAAAGCCCUUCAAGUCCUCUUUCCACCCAGCCAAACUCUCACUCCCCUCCUCAUGUUAGCUUUGGGCAUUGUGCUAUCAUGACCUCCCGUUGGUUGUGACUGGAGUUUUUUUAUUGUUAUUCUUGGGUUUUUCCUCACUCACUGACACGUUGAGAUGCCUUCCUAUAACAACACCGCCCGCAGUGGUCAUUAGACAUAGCCAGUGAAGGCAGCAGUACUGUGAGGAUCAGCUGUGAGCUGCCGGCUGCCUCCUUCUCCAUCUCUUGAGGCCAAGUGCAGACAGGCUUGUAUCCCGUAUGUGGUGCCACGGAGGGAGGAGGGUGAGGCCUGGCUUCCAGACAAGACAAACUUUAAAACUGAUGGCCACUUAGAUGUACGGUUUCCUCAUAUAACAUUGAUCAUAGCUAGGAGGCAGCACUCUGUUCCUGAGAUGCUCUUUGUGCCGUGUUUUGAUAUGAUGUGAAAGCCAAUGGGAAAAUGAAGGUCAGUUCUGCUCAAAUAUCUAUCUCCCAUUGUGCAUGUAUUUACAAUUAUGAAGUAUUGUUUUUCUACCACACCAUAAUGUGACUAACCAACACAGUGAGAAACCGUUAUCCGUGUAGAACAGAUGUGUUUCAAACUCAUACAGCCGUGAAGACGAGGGAGUUAGUCCCUGUUUGACAGCAGAAAGAGAAACCACACAGCAGUGGAUGAACUUUAAAGACAACUUCUGCUUCUGUAAUAUGCGUAUGCAACACAUGUAAGCAAAACAACGCUAAUGCAGAAAGACAGUGGAGGAAAGGGAGAUGGACUGAGGUCAGAUAGUCUUCAUGGCUUAGAGUUCUUACUCACUGAGCGAAAAAAGCUGCAACACUCUGCUAGGCCUGCAACUGUGGACUGGUUUCAUUAGAUGGAUGGAUGGACGGACAGAUAGUUUAGAAAAUGUCAGGAAUCCUCAGGUUCCCAGAGGCCUAUGUGAUGUGAUCCCUUCAAAUUGCCUGUUUUAUCUGACGAAGAUAUUCAGUUUUAAAUAAUAAAACAGUAAAUCAUCACA
Molecule: messenger RNA, 4340 nt
Organism: Scatophagus argus
Lineage: Eukaryota; Metazoa; Chordata; Actinopteri; Scatophagidae
Gene: dhodh
Product: dihydroorotate dehydrogenase
Exons: 9
Coding region: 91-1296 (401 amino acids)
Biological process (GO): pyrimidine ribonucleotide biosynthetic process; 'de novo' pyrimidine nucleobase biosynthetic process
Cellular component (GO): cytoplasm; mitochondrial inner membrane
Molecular function (GO): dihydroorotate dehydrogenase activity
Source: RefSeq, a predicted model, not a curated record